This is a messenger RNA of Synchiropus splendidus (mandarinfish), 2253 nucleotides long. RefSeq names its product ras-related protein Rap-2a. Gene Ontology annotation, molecular function: GDP binding; GTPase activity; GTP binding. Gene Ontology annotation, cellular component: plasma membrane. Gene Ontology annotation, biological process: Rap protein signal transduction; negative regulation of cell migration. Lineage: Eukaryota; Metazoa; Chordata; Actinopteri; Syngnathiformes; Callionymidae. The record is from RefSeq and is a predicted model, not a curated record. The transcript is spliced from 3 exons. Bases 227 to 778 code for a protein of 183 amino acids.
CGAGUGGGGACCGGGGGGAAACGCAGCGGCCGCGGGUCUCCGCCCGAGAGUAUGGCGGCUGGGGUUGCAGCGGAGAGCGACGGAGACGCGGGGAGCAGCGGGAGGCGCUGAGGGAGACACCGAGCGAGUAUUCCCGCUCCAGCGACCUCCAUGGAGCGAGUCGGGUUUUUCUCGGCGCUCAGACGCGGUUGAGACUCGGUACCGAGCGGCCUCGGUCCAACCCACGAUGCGCGAGUACAAAGUGGUGGUCCUGGGCAGCGGCGGGGUCGGGAAGUCCGCCCUCACCGUGCAGUUCGUCACCGGGACCUUCAUCGAGAAGUACGACCCCACCAUCGAGGAUUUCUACCGCAAGGAGAUCGAGGUGGACUCGUCGCCGUCCGUCCUGGAGAUCCUGGACACCGCCGGCACCGAGCAGUUCGCCUCCAUGCGGGACCUCUACAUCAAGAACGGACAAGGCUUCAUCCUGGUCUACAGCCUGGUCAACCAGCAGAGCUUCCAGGACAUCAAGCCCAUGAGGGACCAGAUCAUCCGAGUCAAAAGGUAUGAAAAGGUCCCGGUGAUCCUGGUGGGCAACAAGGUGGACCUGGAGAGCGAGAGGGAAGUAUCGUCCAGUGAGGGCCAAGCCCUGGCCGAGGAGUGGGGCUGCCCCUUCAUGGAGACCUCGGCCAAGAGCAAAACCAUGGUAGAUGAACUUUUUGCCGAGAUCGUUCGGCAGAUGGACUACGCCGCCCAGCCUGACAAGGAUGACCCCUGCUGCUCAUCUUGCAAUAUACAAUAGCCCCUGGGCCGCUAGGACAUGGACCGAACCUACCGUCUACGUAGAGGACUUGCUGCCGCGAGACACUUAGACACCAUCACACAUGUCAGUGCAACAGAGGGUUGAACGCAAUGGAUGUGAAGCGCAACUGAUGUAAUGUGAAUUGAUAGAUCGGAAGGAGGAGUUGUCACAGGCCUUCACUCACAGGAUUAUUUGGUUCAUUUGUUGUGUGAAGUCUUUCAUUUGUUCUUUCGAUAUCCUUGAAGAGAUCGGGUUCAUGUUCAUCUGGGUCUACGGGGGAGUCGUUUCCAGACACCAUCCGCCCACUGGAACCAAGAGAAGGAGCUGAGAGUUGAUGCAAAUGUAGAACGAGUGUGGAUUGGUUUUUCUAAACUGGCUUCUCAGGGCUGUCCACCCCUUCUGCCAUAACCUUCAGGAUCCACUCACAGCUGGGCUGAGGGAACCCUGCGGUGGCUUCGUCUCUGGUUCUUGAUGAUUUGAUCCUGCUGGCUAGGAUGAGGAUCACUGCCCACUGUAGGUUUGGAAGGAAUUCUCAAGGAUCUUGGGUCACGGUAGGGUGGAGAUGGGUCAUCUGUGGAGAGGACGCUGUUCUGGGUCCUGCAGUGCCAAAAGACAAAGCUCUCUCAGUAUUGCUACUUGUACCCGUGGUCUCCAGGCUAGUGCGGUGAUCUGGACUCAUCCUGGGGUGAGACGUUCAGUCCGCCCGCAGGGUCAUUGAAAGGCCAGUGGAGGUAGCUCUGGGGUGUGGAUGUCUCCUCCAUAGUGACACACUGGAGAAGUUCCUGGUCCAGCGGCGGCGACCUGGGUCAGGUUUCUUAGUUCACCAGCACUUUCAAUACAGCAUUUUAAGGAAGCGAUAUCUUGAACUGACAAAGGCCACUUUGGUUGGUCAGUGAACAUCUGCCUGAUCUGUUACUUCAUCUCAGUAAAACUUAGAUCCUUCAUUCCAGGGCCCAACCAAAGAGGUGACCUUAACGCACCUCCAUUUCCAUCCAUGGUCCCGGAACACCGGUGCAGUGAGCACCACAGAGGCUUGUUUUCUCUCCUGCCCGGAGCCGUUGUCCUGGAGGGAAACUAGAUUUAACGUGUAGACGUCUCCAGUGUUACUACAAGGAGGGACGCUCCGCCGCGUGUUCCAGCUGUGGGGUGCUGAAAUAGGCUAACUAACGCUCAUGUAAAUAUUUUGUACUGAAAGCUGCUGCAAAGAUUCUGACGGAUCACACGUGUAACUGUAUGCAUGGCUAGUGAACUAAAAAAGGACUUCUAUUGUUUGAGAUUACUAUAGGCUGUGGAAAUGUGCAAAGCAAACAUACACUCACACUUGUCUGGAUCUGGACACCGUCUCUCUUUGUUUCCACGGGAACCAGACUGCCCCCCGUCCCCCGCCCAGCUCCCACGCCCCGUGUUCUCAUCGUUGAUUUUAUAUUUUUUUAUGUGACCAUUUAACCUUUAGCCCCCUCUGAAUGGCGACACUG